UUCUUAAUCAAAUGAGUGAGUGAGUGAGUGAGAGAGAGAGAGAGAGAGAGAGAGAGAGAGGGAAAGAAGGAAAGAGAGAGGGGAAGAAGAGUGUAUCAGACGCCUGUAUCUGAUUUUGAUGCAUGCAGUGGAAGCAAAAUGAAAGAAACAGUAAGAUAAAGCAGAUGAUAUAAGAAGUUUUCUGCAUUUGGGUUCUCUUUUUAUGUCGGACCUGCCAAGUUUUCAGAGGAGAAAACCAGUGCCAGUUAUUGCUGGUUUUCUUGCUGGAAGACUGAUGCUUUUCAGAUAAUGCUAAGGAGACAGAGAUCUGCUGGAAAGGUGUGUGGAUGUUAACUUGAUGGCUGAUUCUGCUUCGGGGUCCAAUAAUAAGUAUGAAAAACUUGGUCUUAAACAUAUAACUAGCUCACUUUUUGGCAUUCCUGGUUUUCUUGUGGAAUCCAAAGCAUCUUCAGAAUCUGAUUCAGCUAGGAGCCCCACUUCUCCUCUGGAUUUCAGAGUUUUCACAAAUCUAAGCAACCCAUUUAGUACUAGAUCUUCAACAGUAUCAUCCCAAAAUGGUCGUCAAAAGAAGUGGGAUUGUAGCAAGGUGGGGCUUUGCAUUGUGAAUUUACUUGUUGAUGAAACCGGAACGAAUGAAAAUGAUGCUGAUUUACUUAAGAGAAAAAAUAUUAUAUUUGCACCCCAGGUGAAGACCAAGAAUUCUAACUACUCAAGGUUUUAUGAAGACUCGCUUGAUUCUUCUGUGAACUCCAAUUAUUUGAGAAGGAAUUAUAUGAUUUCUUCACCUUCCAAGUCCCAGUGUCCGAGCCCCAAAUUGGGUGAUGUAAAUCUUUCCUUUGAAAAUGAGGAAAUACGUAAACCUGAACCAUUUGAUGUGAAUGCAUCUAGUUUAGUGGAUUCUGUCAGGCUUUCCUCUUCUCUGAACACCUCAACCAAAAGACCCCAUUCAAGCUACAAAAAGUUGUGUUCAGCUAGAACUGCUAUAACAAGUUCCCCUCUGGUAAUUGGCGGAGGGUCACAGUUUGACAAUUCUUUGGCUAUUCAACCGAGUUCACUUCCAGUUGCUAUUGUCUCUGGCACUGGAUAUGUGGGCUCUCUCUCGGCACGUGGGAUAGAGCUUUCAGAGGAUUAUACUUGUAUAAUUUCUCAUGGUCCGAAUGCUAAAACCACUCAUAUUUUUGGUGACUGUAUUUUGGAAUGUCACACCAAUGAGUUGGUCAAUUUUGACAAAAAGGAAGAGCAAGAGAUUGGAUCACCUGAAAUGGCUAAACCCCUGUGGGAUUCAACCUCUUCUGCACCUGAUAUGCUUUUAAGGUUUUGUUAUUCAUGCAAGAAGAAGCUGGAAAACAGAGGAGAUGUUUAUACAUACAGGGAUGAGAAAGCUUUUUGCAGUUUUCACUGCCAUGCUGAUGAGAUUUUUGUUGAGGAGGAACCUGAAGAUAAUUGCAAUAAUUCCUCCAAAAGCUCAACUGUAUCUAGUUACCAAGAAGAUCUCUUUCUAAUGGCUAUGCCAUUUACCUCCUAAGGGGCUUCGGUAGCUUUUCUCUGGCUUCCAUGUCCGAAACUGAUAAACUUCUGCAAAGUUAAUACCGAGAUCAUCUGCAUGUAGUAGGUGUGCAUGCGGAUACGUUUGCUGCCAUGGAUAAUUGCAUCUCAUUCAGUUGGUUAAUUUCGUGUUGAUUUUUUCACAGUAUCAUUGAGAUGUGGGUGGCGAUAGCCUAGAGUUCUUUUAUAUGGUCAGAACAUAGAUAUAAAAAGUAAGUUGCUUUUGCUCUAUAAUUUUGAUGGAAUGAGUUAGAAGUGGCUGCAUGCAAGCCCCGACUCAUCUGUUUUACUUAUCUUUUCUUGCCAUUGUGUUUUGUGAAAGUUUUUUGUUCAGGCCUGUUAGACCCAAAUGACUAUUGAAUUUUACGUGGAAUCUUUAAUGGUUUUCUGUUCCUUUGUA
Carica papaya (papaya) is the source of this 1945-nucleotide messenger RNA. RefSeq names its product FCS-Like Zinc finger 10. The record is from RefSeq and is a predicted model, not a curated record. NCBI's taxonomy places the organism in Eukaryota, Viridiplantae, Streptophyta, Magnoliopsida, Brassicales, Caricaceae.